GAAAAAGUAAUCCUUCAGCAUAAUGGACAAAAUGCAGAUUAUAAGAAUCUGUGACUAUGAGCAGGAAGGUAAACAGCAGUGAUGACUCUGCAGAGUUCAGGAUGUCUCUAAGGAAGCCCAGCAGGGUCAGUCCUGCUGCUGCUGCUGCAGGUUAACACCUAAUAAACACCCUGCUCCUGACUGAUACCUUUCCAGAAGGAGCUCAGUUCGGGUUCUUUAAGAGAAAUAAGGAUUCAGAUGUCAUCAGAGUUUAACUCCAUUUGAAUUGAAAAUGUUUCCUUGAAUAUUGAAGAAAUGAUUCUAAAAUGACUCGGCGGUGUUCGUGUCCUCCGCAGGUGUUUCAUGUGAAGCUGAUGGCGCGCGCAGGGCUUUGGCUCGGCGGAUGAGCAGAAACCUGAGCGAAGCUUCUGUCAUUUAAGCUCCGAUGAGCUUUUAGGCUUAACGCGUUAAAGCAGCGGCGCCAUGUCUGCGGAAUGAUCCUCCAUCCGAAGCGCUUCGUAGCUCCAUCAGGAGCUGCUUCCUGCCGGGCUGGGCGCAGUCCGUUCCCUGCUCGGGUUUCAGAAAAAGCCAGAUAAAUACGUGCGGGAGCUUUUACGCACGGUGCGUCUCCAUCAUGACGUCGCCAUGAGCUCCAGAUUGUAGAGAGGAGGAGGGGAGUGCUGAAUCGCUGCUCGUCGUUUCUGUGGAUGCGUUUGUGUAUCUUCAUUUGUGUGUGAGCGUGUGUGUAUGGGUGUGUGUGUGAGUGUGUGUGUGGAUUUUUUUCCCCUUCUUGUCAUCUCUUUGCAAUACUUGGAAAUAACCCGGACCAGCGCUGUUUACGCGCGGAGCUGCUCGCUCAUUUACUGCAAAGCCAUAAUAACAGAGCCAUGCAGAGCGCGAGGAGGAUGCACCUUUCUGCCCACUAAUCAGACUUACUGGGAGGACUGGUCUGAACUGGGAGCCAUCGAACCGACAAUCCAGAAAUGGCGCGGAUAUUGUUUCUGAUUAUCCUCUGCUCUCUCCCAGCGCUGGUUGUGCCCAUACAUAAUUCAUCAGCGGGAGGCUGCGCCAUCAUCCGGCCUCCGCGGGACGGAGGGAUCCGCUACCGAGGCCUGACACAGGAGCAGAUCCGCAGUGUUCGGAUUCUGCCUGUGGAUUAUGAGAUCGAGUACAUCUGCAGAGAAAACCGGCAGAUCGCGGGGCCAAAGGUCAGGAAGUGUUUGCCCAACGGCACGUGGACGGACAUGACGCAGCUCAGCGUAUGCCUGCUGCAGUGCCCCAAGGUGUGGACGUCCCUGGAGAACGGCAGGGUGACGGCGCGGCCCCCGGGGCCCCCGGCGGAGGGAACGGUCCUCCACUACAGCUGCAACUCCGGCUUCACCCUGGAGGGCAGAAACAUCAGCCACUGCACCAAACUGGGCAAAUGGGACGCCCCCAAACCCACCUGCCUCUAUGACAGAAACUACACAGGGAAGAAGAAGCUGUACAUCGGAGCGCUGUUCCCCAUGAGCGGCGGCUGGCCGGGCGGCCAGGCGUGCAUGCCGUCCGCUCAGAUGGCUCUGGACCUGGUGAACAACAGGAGCGACAUCCUGCCGGACUACGAGCUGGAGCUCAUCCACUACGACAGCAUGUGCGACCCGGGGGAGGCCACCAAGCUGCUGUACGACCUGCUCUACACCGAGCCCAUCAAGAUCGUCCUGAUGCCCGGCUGCAGCGGCGUCUCCACGCUGGUGGCCGAAGCCGCCCGCAUGUGGAACCUCAUCGUGCUGUCCUACGGCUCCAGCUCUCCUGCGCUGUCCAACCGCCAGCGCUUCCCCACCUUCUUCCGCACCCACCCCUCUGCCACCCUCCAUAACCCCACCAGGGUUCGGCUCUUCAAGAAGUGGAACUGGUCACGCAUCGCCACCAUCCAGCAGACCACAGAAGUCUUCACCUCAACUCUGGAUGAUCUGGAGCAGAGGGUGAAGGAGGCAGGCAUCGAGAUCAGCGUUCGUCAGAGCUUCCUCACCGACCCGGCUGUCGCUGUCAAGAACCUCAAGCGCCAGGAUGCCAGGAUCAUUGUGGGGCUGUUUUAUGAAACCGAGGCCAGGAAGGUGUUCUGUGAGGUGUUCAAGGAGAAGCUGUACGGGAAGAAGCACGUCUGGUUCCUGAUCGGCUGGUACGCCGACAACUGGUUCAAGAUCAAAGACCCGGCCAUCAACUGCACAGUGGAGAACAUGACGGAGGCCGUGGAGGGACACGUUACCACGGAGAUCGUCAUGCUGAACCCCGAGACCGUCCGCGGCGUCUCCAACAUGACUUCACAGGAGUUUCUGGGAGCCUUGAUGUCUCGUCUCGGGGGGAAGAACCCCGAGGAGACGGGCGGCUUCCAGGAGGCGCCCCUCGCCUUCGACGCGGUGUGGGCCCUGGCUCUGGCCCUCAACAAGACCGUGGCCCCCCUGAAGGCCAAGGGCCGGCGGCUGGAGGACUUCAACUACAACAACCACGACAUCACCUCGGAGAUCUACAGAGCGCUCAACACCAGCUCCUUUGAAGGGGUUUCGGGUCACGUGGUGUUUGACGCUCAGGGUUCCAGGAUGGCAAUGACCCUCAUCGAACAACUGCAAGGAGGAAGUUAUAAGAAGAUUGGUUACUAUGACAGCUCCCAGAUGAACCUGAGCUGGUUCAACAACGACGUCUGGAUCGGCGAGAAGCCUCCGGCGGACCGGACCGUGGUUCUGGAGGAGUACCGCCUCUUGUCUCAGAAGCUGUUUGCGUCGGUGUCGGUCUUCGCCGGCCUCGGCAUCCUGCUGGGCAUCGUCUGUCUGACCUUCAACAUCUACAACGGCAACGUGCGUUACAUCCAGAACUCUCAGCCCUACCUGAACAACAUGACAGCGGUGGGCUGCAUGAUGGCGCUGGCUGCAGUGUUCCCGCUGGGGAUUGAUCGGCACCACGUCAACAGACCGCAGUUCCCCGUCGUCUGCCAGUUCCGCCUGUGGCUGCUCGGCCUCGGCUUCAGCCUCGCUUAUGGCAGCAUGUUCACCAAGAUCUGGUGGGUCCACACGCUGUUCACCAAGAAGGACGAGAAGAAGGAGAAGAGGAAGCAACCCUUGGAGCCGUGGAAACUCUACGCAACAGUUGGAGUGCUGCUGGCCAUCGACUUCCUGUCGCUCAUGAUCUGGCAGAUUGUGGAUCCUCUGCACAUCACGGUCGAGAAGUUCACCAGAGAGGCGCCUAAGGAAGACCUGGACGUCCUGAUCCAGCCUCUGCUGGAGCACUGCAGCUCUGAGAAGAUGAACACGUGGCUCGGUGUAGUUUAUGGCUACAAGGGUCUGCUGCUGCUCCUGGGGAUUUUUCUGGCCUAUGAGACGAAGUCUGUCUCCACGGAGAAGAUCAAUGACCAUCGAGCCGUGGGCAUGGCCAUCUACAACGUAGCCGUGCUGUGCCUGAUCACGGCGCCGGUGACGAUGAUCCUGUCUUCGCAGCAGGACGCCUCCUUCGCCUUCGCUUCGCUCGCCAUCGUCUUCUCUGCUUACAUCACUCUGGUGGUGCUCUUCGUACCGAAGAUGCGGCGCCUCAUCACCCGCGGCGAGUGGCAGUCGGAGCAGCAGGACACGCUGAAGACCGGAUCGUCCACCAACAACAACGACGAGGAGAAGUCCAGGCAGCUGGAGCGGGAGAACCGGGAGCUGCAGAAGAUCAUCCAGGAGAAAGAAGAGAGAGUGUCUGCACUUCGCAACCAGCUGGCCGAGCGUCAGGCAAUACGCAACCGCCGCCAACCCACCUCAGGCCAGAAUCAGAACCACAACGCCCCGCCGUCCCAGACCGACCCCAAGUCGCUGCUUCCCCCUCCAGGAUACCCCAACCCCACCGCGGACAAUCACGCCCUGCCGCCGUCCUUCUCCAACUCGUCCAGCCUCUACCCGGCGGACAGCAAGAUGAACCGCAACCACUGUCACAACAGCCAGAUCCCGCUGCUCUACAAGUAGGCGGUGAGGCGGGGGGAGACCGGGGGGGGACCGUAACCGUGGGGGGGGGGGGGGCCGGGGGCGGUGAAGGGGUGGAGGGGGUGGGUGGACACAAACAGGACACGACUGUGACGGUCACUCUGCCGGGCAGGAGUCCACAGAUCAACAGCUGUCCUCACCGUUCUGCAUCCAAACCCAGAAACGAAGCACACAUGGCGCCGCAGCGAGAGUCUCUGACCUGCAGAGGUCAGAGGUCGCCUGAACGCUCACGCUCUCCGUGGAGAUGGAGAUGUUCUUGUGUUUUUCUGCUGUUUCGUGUGUCUGGUGGGUUCGUCCCUCAUGCAGUAGAUGGUUCUUCUCGUUCUGUAAUAUUCGAUCUGUUAUUGUUUGAUUUUUGUUCACUUUUCAGGAGAAAACUGAACGUUACUGAAGCAGUGUACAGAUUUUAUUCAACGUUCCCGGGAACGCCACGUUUAUCCAAAAGUUGUCAUGUGAUUUAUUUAAUAGCCAUACCCUGAAGGUCAGAGGUCAGCAUGUCUGUUGUCCAGGCUGCAUUUCAAAUAUGAACCUUGAUGGAGAGCAGAGAGACCAGCUGGGGUUUUUCUGAAGCUUCAUUAGUUUUUCAUGAUUCUUUUCUUGGGGAUUUUUAAUUUCUUGUAAUUUGAGGUUAAACACACGCAGGCUCUUUAUUGGUCACUUUUACUGAAACCACACAUCCUGCUGAGUUUCUGACCCGGUUCUGGUGUUUUAAAGUUGGACAAAUGAGAAACUUCCUGCUUCAUUAAAGCCUCAUGAGGGAUGUGCAGCAUGUUGCUUCCUGAUCUCAGAAUCAGUGGAUAGGAUCCAAUCAUCAUCUAUAAAUGAUGUCAGUUCUGGUUUAUGCAGCAGGACACAGACAUCCUGCUCAUCCAUCUGUGUCUCUCUGAAGUCCAACAUGCUGCAGGCAGAAACCUCGUUCCCCUGUGGAGGACAUUUAGGACGGCUGCUGACCUUCCCAGGGGUGGAAGGUCCAGUAGGUUCAGACGAACCACCAAAAACCCGUCUGAGAUUCUCCUCAGCCAAUUAGAGAAAACCUGAACAUCUGGGCCGAUCGGAGGGUCUUGAUGGACGCAUCCUACUGACUGGUCAGCACGGUGGUGGAGGAAUGAUGCUGUGUACCAAACACAAAAGUCUCUUUGUUCUGAUCCGUAAAUCGGAGGAGCUGAAACAGAACCGCUGCUGGUUCUGGACGGGGCGGAACCGCUGCAUCGUUCCUGAACGCCGUUUCGUUCCUGAACGCCUCGUCGUUCCUGAAUGCGGCGUUGUUCCUGAACACCUCGUUGUUCCUGAACGCCUCGUUGUUCCUGAACGCCUCGUUGUUCCUGAACGCCUCGUCGUUCCUGAAGGCCUCGUCGUUCCUGAAUGCCUCGUCGUUCCUGAACGCCCAGUCGUUCCUGAACGUGGCGUUGUUCCUGAACGCCUCGUUGUUCCUGAACGCCUCGUCGUUCCUGAACGCCUCGUCGUUCCUGAACGCCUCGUCGUUCCUGAAUGCGGCGUUGUUCCUGAACACCUCGUUGUUCCUGAACGCCUCGUUGUUCCUGAACGCCUCGUUGUUCCUGAACGCCUCGUCGUUCCUGAAGGCCUCGUCGUUCCUGAAGGCCUCGUCGUUCCUGAACGCCCAGUCGUUCCUGAACGUGGCGUUGUUCCUGAACGCCUCGCCGUUCCUGAAUGCAGCGUCGUUCCUGAACGCCUCGUCGUUCCUGAACGCCUCGUCGUUCCUGAAGUGGUUCCACCCACAAGGAUUUUUAUGCAGCUGAAGUUUCUCAUUUAUCUGAUUGUCUGACGUCAGUAAACAUCCCCAGAACUUAUCAUCAGAGGUUCACACAGCCUUCAAUAUGUAAAAUACUUUCACUGACCUUUGACCCCAGUCCUGUUGUAAAUUGGUUAUUCAGCGCUGGGUCAACACUUGAGCAGCAGAGAAUCGUUCAGUGAAUUCUUCUGAGUAACGUUUGACUGCAGUUGAUCUCAGCUGGAUGUCAGAAAGAUUCAGUUUCAGAUUCAACAGCAGGAAAAUCUCCUCCAAAGACUCUAAACAUGUUUCUUCACCUAAUUUAAAAGUCUAAAUAAAACGUUUGAGCUGCUUGACAUUUGCGUGGCUUCAGCUUAGUUUGCUCUCUUACUGCAGAAUAUAGAAGAUAAUAAUCCUAAAGUUCAAUCUCUCACGCCUGAACAUUUUCACAUUUUAGCUUCAUCGUGUUUUACUGGGACUUUAUCUGAGAGAUCAAAACAAAGUAGUAAAGAUUUUCACAGACAAUUGUAUAUUUUUCUAACUGAUUUAGACCUGAAAGUGUGGCAUGGCAGUGUAAAGAGCACCGGUGAGUGAAUAGCUCGGGGUUUAAUCCUGGACUGUCCUGAUUUGACUCCAUCUGUCCACACAGCAUGAUGCUGCCACCACCAGGCGACAUGAGGAAUGCUAGUUUCUCCCACAUGUAAAGCGUUGAUUAAAGGAGCUUCUUCUUUGCUCUGUUUCCAUUACCUGGGAAAUUGCCGACUAAUGGUUGGCAUGGCAACUUCUCACAAUUCUCCACUACUUUCUGCUGGCCAUGAAGUCCUAAACAGCCGCCUGAGGUCUGUGGGAACAUGAUGUGAACGUCAGUGGGGUGUGAGAACUUCUUGCAAAGCUUUGUGAAUAAACGCAUGAUUUCUGUUG
Messenger RNA from Gambusia affinis (western mosquitofish), 6618 nucleotides. It is a transcript of the gene gabbr1a, whose product is annotated as gamma-aminobutyric acid (GABA) B receptor, 1a. Gene Ontology annotation, biological process: gamma-aminobutyric acid signaling pathway; G protein-coupled receptor signaling pathway. The transcript has 24 exons. Bases 963 to 3950 code for a protein of 995 amino acids. Lineage: Eukaryota; Metazoa; Chordata; Actinopteri; Cyprinodontiformes; Poeciliidae. Gene Ontology annotation, molecular function: G protein-coupled GABA receptor activity. Gene Ontology annotation, cellular component: G protein-coupled receptor heterodimeric complex; membrane. The record is from RefSeq and is a predicted model, not a curated record.